AAAGGGCUGGUAUAAUUGGAGUUGGUGUGCCUAAUAAUGCUUCAAUAAGUGUGGACUUUUUUUCUUCUUCAAAUUCACUUUUGAAAUGAGUUCCAUCUUGUCAAACGUCCUUCUUGCUCCGGAAGAUCCUGUUCUCAGUGUUAUUUUUGCUUGUAGAGAUGAUCCUUGUCCGAUUAAGUUGAAUUUGAGUGCCGGUGCCUAUCGAAACGAGGAGGGAAAACCUCUUGUUCUUGAGGUGGUGAGAAGAGCAGAGCAACAGUUAGCAAAUGACAUGUCUUGUGACAAGGGAUAUCUCCCAAUCGAUGGACUUGCUGAUUUUAACAAAUUGGGCGCCAAGCUAAUCUUAGGUGAUGAUAGUCAUGCACUCAAAGAGAAUAGAGUUGUUACAUUCCAGUGUUUGUCUGGUACUGGUUCUUUGAGAGUCGGAGCUGAGUUUCUAGCAAAACACCACCAACAAAGUGUCAUUUACGUUCCAAACCCAACUUGGGGGAACCAUCCCUCUAUCUUCACAUUGGCGGGUUUGUCUGUAGAGUAUUUCCGUUACUAUGAUCCACAAACCAGAGGACUCGACUUUGAAGGCAUGCUCGAGGAUCUUGGUGCUGCACCAUCUGGAGCUAUAGUGGUAUUGCAAGCUUGUGCACAUAACCCCACAGGAACUGACCCAACACUGGAACAAUGGGAACAGAUUCGACAAAUCGUGAGAUCUAAAGGCUUACUACCUUUCUUUGAUAAUGCAUAUCAGGGUUUUGCUAGUGGUAGCCUUGACUCAGAUGCACAAUCGGUUCGUAUGUUUGUUGCUGAUGGAGGUGAAUGUUUGAUAGCUCAAAGUUUUGCCAAAAACAUGGGUCUUUAUGGAGAGCGUAUUGGUGCUCUUACCAUUGUAUGCACCUCAGAGGACGUGGCUAGGAAAGUUCACGGCCAACUAUUACUUGUUGUUAGGCCUAUGUAUCUUACCCCACCAAUUCAUGGAGCAUCCAUUGUUACCACAAUUCUUAAAAACAGUGAUAUGUACAAGGACUGGACCAUCGAGCUGAAAGGCAUGGCUGACCGCAUCAUUAGCAUGCGCCAACAGUUAUAUGAAGCUAUACAAGCUAGAGGCACACCUGGUGAUUGGAGUCACAUUAUCAAACAGAUUGGGAUGUUUUCUUUUACAGGAUUAAAUGAGAAGCAAGUUCGCUGGAUGGCCAAAGAAUAUCACAUUUACAUGACUUAUGAUGGGAGGAUAAGCAUGGCAGGUCUAAGUUCAAAGACAGUGCCUCAACUUGCUGAUGCUAUACAUGCUGCAAUCACCUGCAUUCCAUAGUCUAGCGAUUAUGGUCUUUGUCGUUUCAUGAAUACUCUGAAAAAAAAAAGAGAUUUCUUUUCUUUGGGCAAAACAGAUUUCUUGGUUAAAAUUUCAUAAGCGAAAAACAAAGAACGCA
Messenger RNA from Raphanus sativus (radish), 1421 nucleotides. RefSeq names its product aspartate aminotransferase, cytoplasmic isozyme 2. Gene Ontology annotation, cellular component: mitochondrion. Gene Ontology annotation, biological process: biosynthetic process; amino acid metabolic process. The coding region runs from base 86 to 1303 and encodes 405 amino acids. Gene Ontology annotation, molecular function: L-aspartate:2-oxoglutarate transaminase activity; pyridoxal phosphate binding. The transcript is spliced from 12 exons. The record is from RefSeq and is a predicted model, not a curated record. NCBI's taxonomy places the organism in Eukaryota, Viridiplantae, Streptophyta, Magnoliopsida, Brassicales, Brassicaceae.